AUUUCAGAAUACUACAAAUAGAAAUGAUUUGCCAUCAACGAGUCGUCCAGACAUUCCAAAUGAGUACGCUGCAAAUAGAAAUGAUUUGCCAUCAACUAGUCGUCCAGACAAUCAAAAUGAGCACGCUGAAAACGAAGAUGAUUUGCCAUCAACAAGUCGUCCGAUCGAACGAAAUGAGGAAUCUGCUCAAGAGUUAACCUGUCGCACAUGUCAACAAACCUUCAGUUGUAGGAGAACUCUCUACCUCCACCAAAUGAACGAACAUUUCCAAGUUGGUGCAGGACAACUACAGCCCAGGCCGUGGGGGAAUGGGACCCCGCCAUGGGAAGAAGGGGGGGCAUAUCGAUAACAAACUAAAACAAGUAUAUGAAGCAAAUAGUCCUAUCAUUUUAAGAAGACAUCAGGAGGGAAAUGUUUGUAGUAUUUAUAAUUUUCCCAUUGACAAUCAGUUUUCUGUACAAGAAAUCAUGCAAGCGGCAAAUGAAAUCUAUGAACGACAGAACAAUGCAUUUAGAUUAAAUUUAGAAUUCGGACUUAUUUUGGUUCAUAGCGAAACACGCGAGUAUAGAUAUUUUAAACCUCAUCACAAUCAAGAAUUAUUUCAAAGACCUAUUUACGUGUCCAACCGAAGACAUUUAAACCGCUUGUAUUUACGCAUGAGACAAUUAAAUAUUACCGAUUACAUUUUACGUCAACGACCCGAUACAAAAUGGAAACCAUAUUUGAUUACCAAUUUACGAAUCGUUAUUUACAGCCUAAAUUUCGUGUUAGGUAAGGGUGACACCGUUUUACCCGAUCACAUUCAACAAUCAGCCAAUAUAGUUUCCUUGUCUAAAGACAGGAACGGUCAUUAUUACAAAGACAAUUUGUGUGCCUUCCGUUGUUUAGCUGUGCACGAAGGUCACCAUACUAGAUUAGAAACUCGAACUAAACUCUUAUUCGAUAAAUGGGUCGAAUACAAUAGAUCCCACCGAAAAGAAAUAAAUUCGGAUUGUAAGUCUUUUCCUGGCGUUACUUUAGAUCAGAUUGUCUAUUUUGAGAAAUGUUUUAAAGUUUGUGUAAAUAUUUUUUCGUUGAACGAAAAUCAGUGUGUUCUGUCCAUCUAUCAAUCAAAAGCAAACUUUUCAAACGUGAUGCAUUUAAAUCUGUACGAAAACCACUUGUCAUACAUUUCUAACUUCAAUGCAUAUGGAAAAAAAUUUCAGUGUAAAACAUGUCACAGACAUUUCAAUCGUAUCGAUGCCAUGCGACGUCAUCAAAGAAAGUGUGCGGGAAAAACGCAACGAAAAUUUCCCGGUGGGUUCUAUUCUAAAACCCAAUCUAUAUUCGAUAAAUUAGAUCAAUUCGGAAUUCACGUGGACGAAAGCGAUAGGUUAUAUGAGUGGUUUCUGGUGUAUGAUUUUGAAUCUAUGCUAGUCCCUACGAAAAUAAAAAACACCGAUAAUUUAGAAUACACCGAGCAUCACAUGCCAAUAUCGGUAAGCAUAUGUUCCAAUGUGAACGGAUACACCGAACCGCACUGUAUAGUUGAACCAAAUGCCGACGAUCUUAUCCGGAAAAUGAUUUCGUAUAUGUCAAUGAUAGAGCAGAGUGCAACCGAAUUGACUAGAACUAAAUUUAAAUAUGUGUUUGACGAACUCGAGGGUUCUUUUCUCGAUGCCGGAAUUGGCAACGAAAUGGCAGAGUACCUCGAACAUGACACUGAGAUAGAGAAAUUGAUAGAGGAAGAGCGAAAAUACGCCGGAAAUCUAAGAGACGAAUUAGAGAAAUAUUGUAAACAGCUAGUAUGUAUAGGUUUUAAUUCGGCCAAGUAUGAUAUCAAUUUAAUCAAGAGCUAUCUGAUCAAACACCUCAUUCCGGAAAACGGAAAUGACACGUUUACUGUAAAGCGCAACAACAGUUACGUAUGUAUUAGCACGCCGACAUUUAAAUUUUUAGAUAUUACACAGUAUCUGAGCCCCGGCAUUAAUUAUGCAGGAUUCUUAAAGGCUUUUGAUGUACAAGAAUCUAAAGGUUUUUUUUCCUUAUCAAUUUCUAGAUCACGUCGAUAAACUGAAUUACGACAGACUCCCGCAUCACAAUGCUUUUUAUUCAUCCCUGAAAAAUUGUAAUAUUUCAGAGGAGGAAUAUGCUUUUUGUCAGCAAGUGUGGCAUGAAAACAACAUGUCCACUUUUCGUGAUUUUCUCGUCUGGUACAAUAACCUCGACGUCGGACCUUUCGUUCAAGCUGUUAAAAAUUUACAAAAGUAUUAUUUCGAACGAAACAUUGACAUUUUCAAAUGUAGUAUUUCUGUACCGGGCCUGGCGCGACAAAUGCUAUUUGAAAGUGCUAGGAAAGAAGGGGCUGUUUUCUCCUUGUUUGAUAAGACAAAUGAAGAUUUGUACGAUACGGUCAGACAGAAUAUCAUCGGGGGACCGAGUAUUAUAUUUACGCGCUAUCACGAGACCGGAAAAUCGUAUAUUCGCGGCAAUCCGCACAAAUUAUGCGGCAAAAUAAUCGGUUUCGAUGCAAAUGCCCUCUAUUUACAUUGUUUAGGUAAAGACAUGCCCGUUGGAGCUUUCGUGCGUCGUCAAGUUGACAGCGGUUUCAAAGCACAAAAGCGAGAGAAAUACAUGCUCGCGUACGAUUGGCUAGAGUGGCUAAACCAAAGCGGUCAGUACAAUAUCGCGCAUAAGUUUAAUUCCGGAAAGGAAAAGAAAAUAGGUCGCUUCCCGGUCGACGGAUACGACGAGACUACAAACACCGUGUUUCAAUUUCAAGGUUGUUACUGGCACGGUCACCGUUGUUGGUUAACGCGACAUAUUCAAGACGAUGAUUUAAUGAAAAGUCGAGAACAAAAGACGCGAAAAACAACUGUCUAUCUGAAGAGGAAAGGUUAUAAAGUUGUAGAAAUGCGCGAAUGCACUUUCCGGAAUAACGUUCGGUCUAAUUUGAGAUUAAAAAGUUUCACAGAAGCGCGCAAGUCCAAUAUGAGUCAUGGUCGAAUGUCUCAGGAAGACCUCAUUGCUGCAGUGAUGAGUGACAAAUUAUUCGGCAUGGUCGAGUGCGACAUACGCGUGCCGGAUACAUGGCCUGCUCAUUUUAGUCAUUCAACCAUGACGCCUUACGAAUAUUUUUCUGAAAUGAGCCCCCUCUUUUGCACAACCGACAUCCCCUUCGAUGUCAUAGGUCAUCACAUGCAAGAUCAUGCAAAGCGCUUUAACCUGUCUGAAAAACCGCGUCGUUUAUUGGUCGGGGGAAUGCGCGCGCGACAAUUACUGAUUGCGACCCCAUUACUUAAGUGGUACAUAAACCACGGUCUAGAAAUUACAAAGAUUUACCAAACCGUCGAAUACACACCCCAAACAUGUUUUAAAAGCUUCGUGCGCGACGUCAGUGAUGCUCGCCGUCAAGGUGACGUAGAUCCCUCUAAAGCCAUUCUUGCUGAUACGCGAAAAUUAGAGGGAAACAGUGCAUACGGGUCCACGAUCAUGAACCAAGAAAAUUUUCAGGAAGUUAAAUACAUUCGGGGUGAGGGAAAGGCCAUGGUAGAGAUUAACAAUCCUCAGUUUAAGAAACUAACAUCUCUUUUAGACGACGAGGAACUUUAUGAAAUUGAGAAACAUAAAAAAAAUAUAAAUUUAAAUUUACCCAUACAAAUCGGGUACUUCAUCUUGCAGUACGCAAAACUUCACAUGCUACAAUUCUAUUACGAUUUCAUGGAUAGAUAUGUAGACCGUGCAGACUUUGAAUACUGUGAGAUGGACACUGACUCUGCCUACAUGGCCAUAUCGGGGGAGACCUUCCAGUCUGUGAUUAAACCUGAAUUGCGACAAAUUUACAAACACAGCCUCGAAGGUCACUGCACCGCCAGCGGAGAGAUCGAGGCGGACUGCGAUCGUCAUUGGUUUCCUCGCACUUGCUGUGAGGAACACAAAAAUUACGAUCGCAGGACGCCUGGAUUGUUUAAAAUAGAGUUUGAAGGCGACGAAAUAAUCGGCCUGUGCUCUAAGACAUACAUUGUUUCUAAACGCAUUCUAAAAAAAGAAUCACCUGCAUGGAUUGCAGCGCAGCGAAUACUCAAGCGCGCAUUAAAAAAAUCGCGGAGCCCGAAAAGACUAUUCGUCAAACAGCGAAUUGUGACCAAAAUUAAAUUUUCAUGUAAAGGCAUUUCAAAGAAACGGGUGACCGCUCCAUUGACUACCUUUAGAUACGUUUUGAAAACCCAAAAACCAUCAUCAAGUGUCAAUAUGGGAUUUAAAUUGCACAAUAACAAAAUUUGUACAUAUCGUCAAGCAAGAAACGGGUUUUCAUAUUUUUACUGUAAACGCAAAGUUUUAUCCGACGGCAUCACCACCCUACCUUUAGAUGUAGAAUUAUGCCCAGUUAAAAGUAAAAAUGAUUAUGAAAUUGAAAUUGACGAUUUUGACUUAGGUCUCGUACAUUUGCUCGACGAACUGAACGACAGCGAUUAAUGUGUAAACUGUUGAGAGAGAGAGAGAGAGAGAGAGAGAGAGAGAGAGUUUUAUAAAGUUAUAAAAAUUUAAAAAAUUCAUUAAAAUAGGAUUAGAGAUUUCAUUUUCAUUGUGAAAGUUCUAUAUGUAUUUUUAUAUCUAUCAAUCAUAGAGUUUAUUUUGCCGAUUGCAUGAUUUUCAUUUAUUCUAUGACUAUUGUGUUGGAGCGUUUAGAAAGUGAAUCUA
Molecule: messenger RNA, 4680 nt
Organism: Magallana angulata
Lineage: Eukaryota; Metazoa; Mollusca; Bivalvia; Ostreida; Ostreidae
Exons: 4
Coding region: 1996-4455 (819 amino acids)
Source: RefSeq, a predicted model, not a curated record